ACAGUUUAAAAAGCAAGGGUUCUGGUGUCUUCUUGGUAGUGAUGUUCAACGAGGAAUUUCCGGUUUGGGGGAACCUAUUUUUUUUUUCCAUUUUAAAUAAUUAUCAAGAAUAUUACGUCAAUUUGACCUGAAGCUCCAGUAUGGCAAGGUUUGCUGGUGUGACUAAGUGGAGAUUCCCUAUUUUGUUUGGAUCGAUACUGGCUGGGUUUGCAACAGCAUUUGUGUACAGACAGGUGUUUAUGACUGAUGUUGAGGAUGCACGGCGCAAACACCAAAAGGAGGACGUUGAGCACUACGGGGAGAUGCUAGCCCACCAGGCUCGCGUCAACGAGCAGAGGACGCGCAUCGUGGAGGACAAGACAAAAACCAAAGAGGAUGGGAACCUGUAAAGAAUCCUAAUGGCUGUAUAAAUGGACUGACUGUGAUGGCUGUACAAAUUGCUUGACUACGUGUGUUGCAUGUUUUAUUUUAGACUAUAGAUUAAAUAAAAUUAACGAUUGAAUCAAAAUUUCAUCAUGCUGAUUCUGCCCCGAUGACAUGGAUGAUGCGCACAGCCAAUGGGUUGACUUUGUGUCAAAGUUGAUGAACUUUUUUUAGAUUUUACUAAACCAGCCAGCAAGAAAUAAGGAAUUCAAGUUGAUCUUUACAUCUGUGCAGAACAAAUCCUGAAGCCCCACGUGUUAAUUUUGAUUGUAUGGUUUGUGCUUUGUCAACAUAAACAAUUCCGACAAGAAAAAAUUAUACUGUUGAUCCCGCUACCAAGUGUUAUCCAUCAUGAAUGAGGGAUCUCAAAUACAGCACGACUCAGAUGAUUGUAUGGCGUCACAGAGUGAUCAUGAGAAAUUAUUGGAGAGAAUCAAUUCCAGAAAAUUGUACAAUGCCAGACGGGAUGAAAAGAGUGGUGCUCAGAAGUUGGUGGAGCAAACGAGUUUGCCUGACACGGUUAGGGCAGGGGAAUCCGACACGUCCAAAACAUCCUCACGGAGAGGCAAGUUGUCGCUCCGUCGUGACGCCAAUCGUCCUGGCCACUCAGGGAAACAGAACUCCUCGGCAACAUCCCAAACCAAAGCCCCAAAAGAGGUGAUGAAGGCAAUCUUAGGGGAAACCACUUUGAACCAGAGCAGUGACUUCAAGGAGCCACGGGGCUGUCGGGCACCCCUCCAUGAACCCAAGGGUCGGCGGAGACUGGGCAGUUCCCUGAGCAGAGCCAAGAGUAGCAAAGCUCGGAACAAUCCCAUCUCGGCCUCUGUCCAUGCAUCCACUUCUACAGGUAAAACUCAAGAAUUGACUGCCGCUGAUGCUGGAAGACAAACUGUUUCAAGAGUCAAGUUGAACACUCCUGAGUUGUCUGAUGACAGCAACACUAAAAGCUCCCUUGACACAACAGGAAGUCUCAACUCUACCAGGACAUCGCCUGUAAAGGCCUGUUCUGUGUAUGUUUCAAAGUUGAAAUUAUCCACAGAUUCUCUUUCUCACACCAAAUUGAAUGACAAGGUAGCCACUUCAGAGGUUACCCUGGAACCUGUGCAGUUGCCCAACUCGGCCAAUGAUGACCCGACUAAAUACAGCAAUACUGAAUCAGAGCUAGGCUCUCUCACUGAAACCAGCAACGAAGACCAGGCUGGUGAUACCGCUCAGAAGUGCCCAGUUUGUCACGAGGCAUUCCUUGGAGAUGAUGCCACAGAGAACCUACAGCAGCAUGUACAGAUGUGUCUGCGCCAACGCUUUGCAAGUUCCAUUCAAUCCCGAGACUUCACUGCCAACUCAGAUGACACGAGUGGUGACGAGGAGUUUGCCAGACUGCUCCAGCGCCGAGAAGAGGAGAAAGUGCGGGAGGAGAGACUAACGGACAGUGAGAAGUACUUCUGUCAGAUCUGCCAGCGAGAGCUCAGCCACAUGAACUCGACCAGGAGAUCCCAGCACAUCAACAGAUGCAUGGAUAGCAUGGAAACUGUUGAACCACAACAGGAACCAGCAGCCAGUGGGCACCAGACAGUCAGAGGGACAGUUCCUGACUGCCCCAUCUGUGGCAAACACUUCAAAACCAAAAAGCAAAGGGAAUCACAUCUGAAGAAAUGUGCCCGGGUGAAUCAGGUAUCAGCCCAGCGGCUAAUUGAACUAGUGAAGGUACAAGAAGAGGUCCAAGCUCAGGGUGAAGGUUUAGGAGGUUCCAUUGGAGGUUCCACAGGAGGUUCUAAAGGAGGUUCCAUGGAAGGUGCCACAGUUGGUUCCUUAAGAGGUGCCAAAGCCGGUUCCUUGGAAGGUUCCGUGGGAGGUUUCACAGGAGGUGCCACAGGUGCUUCCUUGGGAGCUUCAGUGGGAGGUUUCACAGGAGGUUCUGUUGAGGGUUCAGUGGGCAGUUCUGCAGGAGGUUCAACAGGUGGUUCCGUAGGAGGUUCUUUAGGAGGACCCGCUGCAGUAGGUGACACAUUAGGGUCAACACAUGCACCCGAGUCGUCCAGGCCAACAGUUAGAAGAGGCAGAGGAGGCAGGAAUGCUACCAGGGGGAGGAGUAGAGCUAGAGGGAAGGGCAGGAGGAAGCCCCAGGUGCCUGUGGAAGCACAGCCCCUGGAUGAGGAAACCCAAGUAGCAAUGGCACUCUCUGCCUCACUGGUUCAACAGCCUGACCCUGGCCCAUCAACAGAGGGCACUGUUGCCCAACCGGCCUCCACCACGGGUAGAGCUCCAAAGCCACCUGGAAAAACAGGUCGCAAGAAAAAAGCUGGCAGGAAAGAAGGAAAUAAGGAAGUUCCAUUGCUUAUUAAAAGGACAGAGGAAGAACGCAGUCGACUUCUUGAAGCCCGGAUGGCUGAUAUCAUACUCCCACAGGAGGUUGCCACAGUCCAGAAGACUCCGAGUUUGAAAAAGAGCAAGGUUGCCAGGCGACACAGGCAGCCGUCACCAUGGAAACCGAGAACAUGCAUUCAUCUCGCAGAGGCUGCAGCUGCUGUAACUCACCGAGAACAAAGAGAUGAAGACCAGAAGGAGUCAUCUGAAGGCCAAGUUCUUAAAAAAUCCCAGACCUUACCCCUGUGGAGUCUGGCAUCAGACUGUACCAGUAGCAGUCAGACACCGUUCUAUGUUCACCGGUUGUUGCCGGUUGUCACCCCUCAGAAACGGGUGACUUCAAGACGAGCGAAUGCAGUAGGGGGUCCUACCACCCCCGGAAAGCACAGCCAAGAGCAAUUCAACCAACAGACAUCCCCCUUCAAAGGCACACCCCACACGACUGCACCAUCAUCCAGAAAUGUAUCAUUAACUCCGAGUCAGGAAGGCUCUGCCACGCAAGCCCUGGGCAGAACGGUGCAGAUCCUGGCUGACCUAGCUGCUGAGAGUGCCCUGCCUGCUUGCGCCACACAGUCCAGUGACCGUAGCCUGAUAACAGCCAGUGGGUUCAUACCUGCUGAUGAGGAGGAGGCAGAAGCAGGAGGAGAGGAACCCAAGCAUUUGAAUGAAGAAGACAAUGAGGAAAGCAUGAUUGCAGUCAAUCAGCAUCAGAUGGAAAUUCUUCAGAGCUUAGCUGGAUUAGUGAACAGCAAGGAUCUAAGCGAUCUCCAUCUUGUGACAUCUGACGGCUCUGUGAUCUACGCUCAUCAGUUUAUGAUCAAGCUUAGAUGUCCCUCCUUGUAUAAGUUGAUUGAAGAGAGCCCUUCAUAUAGUAGCAGUCAAGCCAAGAGCCUUGAUCUACGAGAUUUUAGUCAUGGUAGCCUCCUCUGUGCACUGCAUUUUAUUUACUCUGGGAGGGGGACAGUUACCAGCUCGACAGCGGAUGAAGUCUGGAAGUUUGCUAAAAGGUUUUCAUUACCAAAGCUGUCUGAUAUCUGCUCCGAAUUUCACAACGAAAUAGACAAAUCCAGGGCAGCAUCUGAGAGGGAUGUACAGUCGUCAGAAUCAGAUUUGGUUUCAGGUCCCCAAGGAAGCACACAGGUAGUCGGGCAGGAAAACGAGGAUUUCUUUGCAAACCGGGGUCUAGAUGACCUGAUACAAAGCCUAUGGGAUAGUAGCGAUGAGGAAACUGACGACCAUCACAAAGAGGACGGUGAUGACGCAAGUGAUGACAGUGAUGGGAAUCAGAAAGCACCUGCCUCACAAACAAAGCGUAGGUUUUCUCACAGAGUGUCGGAUACAGACAGCGACACUGAGGCUAAAGACAUUGUCCCUGAUGACAAGGAACUGGAUGAGAUCUAUGAGUUCUUCAGUACGCAGAGGCAGCAGCGCAGUCAGAGAAGCAACGUCAAGAAAUCUGAAGACUCUGGCGAUGCAGAGAGUGAUGAGAAUGCAGUGGAUGAAGAAGAAGUAGAUAAUGAUGGUGGAGAAGUGGAUGAAGAAAACUCAGAAAAGGUGUCAGCAAACUGCAGACGACAAUCAUUCACCAUCGUAGAGCAGCUUCAGAGCAGCUGUCUGCCCCAGAGCCAAAGAUCUCAGACGAAUGAAGUAUCCUCUGAGCUAGGAGAUGUCAACAGCAAGCAUCUCCGAGAUCAUGUCUUGCAAGAACAAACAGCUAAGAGACAAAAAUUUGAUGGAAGUUCAAAUGGAGUAGCUGAGCACAUCAACUCUUCAUCAGAAUUGAUCACACCGUGCUUUGUGCAUGUGAAGAGGCUCUCAAAUGAUCUCUCAGUCUCCCCGCUGAAGGAAAAACACACUACAGCCACUGUUGGAAAAUGUUUAGAGCUCCAGUGUAACUUAAAAACAGGACACAUGGAAAGCAGGCAGCCAGAGCUAAAUGAACUGAAAGAAAAUACCAAAAAAUUGUCACAAAUCCCUGGUGAACACUGUAGCAUCCAUCAGGGGGCAGAUGCAACUCUCGCAGAUGUAGGUGAUAGCAUCUUCCAGUAUUGUGAUGAAAAUGAGGACGAUGUGGAGAUGUUGGAUGUGUCUCAGACUUCGGAAUCAGAAAUUGACCAGCCCUCAACUGUUCAAUCUAGAAAAAUAGAUAUGGAAGGAGAUCAAAACGCUUUCAAUCAGAGUGCAGAUCUUCUUGGGAGUUUUUCUAGUGAAAGGGGCAAAGAUGUCAGUGAUAUGGAUGAAGUAGAAUCUACUGUGAAAGUGCCAACAGAUAGAAGAGGUACCUGUAGCUCAUCUGGAAGUGAAGAUGAGUCACUGCCGAAUGUUAACAUGAGCCAACCUGAAAAACAGGUCUCAGAGAGGCCUGAGGAUAGUCGCUCCUCUGGACACCCCAGUGAAGAGGAGAUGGUCUCUGAUGAAGGGCCAGAGCUCAGCGUCUCGGAGGAUGCCAAGGAACAAAGUCGAGAUAGUGGGGAGGAUGCAGUUAUUGAUCUCUCACAGGAUGAUGAAGAUCAGGAGAUAGAAUCUGUUGAAUCAGGUCUUGAGGAAGGCAACUGCACUGAUAACAACAAGGACACCGUCCAAGAGGAUUUCAGUGAUAAAGACAGAGAUGAGGAUUUGCCAAUAAUAGUGCCUCUUUCACCAGACCCAACCCUGUCAGGGACCAAGAUUACAUCCAACCCACCAAAGACCUACCUCCCUACCAAGAAACCCUCACCCAGCAAGCCCCCUAUUCUCAAACCACUAAAAUUCACAUUCCGAAGGCGAGACAGACAAGGUGAUACUAAAGAAAUACCAGUGAGAACUGAACCCACGGAACUUAACACUUUCGGGACCCCUGCUGUCUACAGAAUGGAAAGAACAAAGCCCAAGUCAUCAGACGCCUUUGCCACAAUUCUUGAGACACCUGCUGCAUUCCGGGCUGAGGCUGAUGUUAUCAGAGACUCUUCAACUCCCAUGUUUGGUACAAGUGCUGGAGGGGUCUCCAACCGUCAUGAUUGUAUCUCUCCUAAAAUAUCACCUGUGAAGGAGAGCACAAAUGAUGACCAAGGGAAAGGCAAGAGAGUCGGUGCUUUGACUCGGAAGGAAACAAGCCGCUCAUCUGAUUCGUCUAACAAAAGUGGGAGAGGUAUCAUGAAUGAUGGGAGCCCAGUACUAAAAUUGCUGUCAAAGAACUCUCUCUCCAAAAAGGACAAAGACAUCAGGGCCACAAGCACAACCAAUUCACUCAGCAAAGCAACUGUGUUUGAGGCAACUCAAGAAGACAGUUCUGUGCAGGAGGAGAGUGGACCAGACUCUCCCUCCUUGUCAGGCACACCAGUGAGACCAACACCAGACUGCUUUGAUGCUGACACUCCAGUGAUUGUAAGUUCCAUUCCCCCUGCACCACUUUCUCCCUCACCUCCCCCCUCUCCAACCUUUGGUUCGGUCUGCUCUCUGAAAGCAAAGGAAUCAGUGUCAGAUUCAUCUGAGCACCAACACCUGGACGAUUCCAUUGUGGAUGAGAGGAGUGCCAGGGAAGAAAGCUUUUCAACAAGAUGCAAGAGGAAGUUACAGCAAGAAGACCUUGAAUGGGAAAAUGUAGAAGCACCAUCAAAGAGACCGAAGGGUCUAGCUAUAGCAUCUCAUGGACCUCCCCAUACUGUCAUCAACACAAACCUCAGUCCUGCUUGCACCACAGAUGAAGAUGAUGUUGUCCUUGUCUCCAAUGAGGAAGAAAAUGGAGAAGUUCUCAGAUCAAGCAGAUCAGGAUCUAAUGGAACAAACACAGGCAUUGCUGUGAGAAGUGACAAAGUGUCCUGGCCUGAACAGCUCUGUGUUGGGCUGUCCCCAACGAGAUACUCUCCAGAGUCUCCAUCCAGUGAUGAGGCAGAGAUUAGUCAGGAUGCUUUCCAUGAUGCCUCAACGCCUAGAAUCCAAGUAGACAAGGCUUCCGUCCUUGAGACUACUGGAUCUCUCAAAGAAUACUCUUUACCAGUGUCACCUGCCAAGGACUCAAAAUGUCAGUCAUCUCCUGGAAAUUCCCCAGAGCCAAAAUCUUGGUCUCAGAAUCCCUUCAGAAGAAGAGACACUGAAAACGCUGCUAGUCGAAGCAAUCCUCAAUCUUUCACUUUGUCUCAAAAGUCUGCCUCAGAUGUGGAGAGCACGCCCUCAACAUUAGCACAGAAUGCCUCUGAGGAUCAGUUUGCCUAUUUUGGAGAUGAUGGAGGAGGCUACAUGGAUGACUUCAGCUUCUGUUCAGAUGGAGAAAGGGGCCCGGAGGGAGUAGAGGUGGAAGUCAUCGCAUCAGAGAAGACUCACACCAAGACAAACACGCUCAAGGGUGGAGGUGCAGUUUCACAUCUAGAAAAACCCUCAACUUCAGAUCCCAACCCCCUCAAGUCUGCAUCGGGGACACGCAGGGGUUUCCAGGUUAACCUGAGCAUCCAGAACUUCUCCAGUUCAGAAGAGGAUGCUUCGCCUCCCAAACUGGCCUUGCGUUUGAAAGACUAUGUUGGAGUGCUGUCGACAUCGAUGCAGCUGCGAGAGGAAGCGGAGGAGUUUGGAUGCAGCGAGAGCUUCCUGUUUGAGCUUAAGGCAGGGCACGUGGAUGAGGAAACAGCCUGGGGUGGAGUCAUGAGAACAGGGGGAGGCCUCGAUGUCGAACAAGCUCAAAAAAAAAGUUCUGAAGUUGGCAAACAAGUUCCACCAACACCUGUGGUCAGCAGAAAACAGCCAAUGAACAAAGAGACAAUUGACAAGUUGUACCACCCGCCGGCACCUGUCACGCCAAUGCCACACUAUGAUGAUAUGAACACGCCUGGUUUAAAGAAUGAACUCAAGAGGUUUGGAGUGAAGCCAUUGCCCAAGAAGAAAGCCCGCCUGAAAUUGAAAGAGAUCUACAGCUACACACACCAAGUUUUGGAGGACAGCGAUUCAGACGCAGACAUGUCAGGACCAACAACCUUCAAGCUUCCAUCAGCAGCCACAAAGCGAACCACUUCCAAACCUCAAUCUCGACAGACAGCCUCCAAGAAAUCCCCAACCCGGAAAAAUAAGAAAUCCAACCAGAAACAAGGAAGCAAGGGCUGCCAGGCUAGCCAGGUGGAGACGGCAACUGUGAGCAGGCCGGCGUGUUCAGGGACAUCUGCUGGCGGGGACAGGGAGUCUUUAGAUAGUGAUGAUAGUGAGUAUGGCAACUCCAGAGAAUGUCCUGAAGGAAAUGAAGACGAUGACGAUGAGGAGGAGGACUACUUGGAACCAUCUCAGAGGACUGCUGCCAACCUUGAAGAAGCCAUUAGAACCUACAUCAAGACCAAUCAUUCUCUAUAUGAAAAGAUUUUGUGCUUUGAGCCCCUUGAAUUGGACAAAUUCCAUGCAGAGUUGAAAAAUGCUGGCAUCAAAUAUUCCAAGAACAAGCUAAGAGAGUUUCUGGAUUAUCAUUGUAUCACUUUCCGAGUCAUCACCAGCAGUACAAACAGGCACGUAAGGAAACCAAAACAACCCAAAAGCAAGUGAUGCUCAGCAUCAACUUUUUAUUGAAUGUCAGUGCAAAUCAUUGAGCAAAAUCUAGGAAGAACUAUGGAUAACCAUUAUGGCAUUGUUCAACAUCAGUGUUGAAGCAAAAACAGUAGAAACCGUUAAAUAUUGGAAAUGCAUCGUAAUUUUACAGAGUUCCAUGUGCUUAUGUGUAGGUGUGGGUCACUCACUGAACAAAAUGUGUUCAGCGAGAGCACAAAGAAAUUAUGAGUAACCAACACCAUUUGUUAGAGUGAAGUGGUCAGAACCAAAAACAGUUUUUUAGGGUCCAUUUCAGAGAUGCGACUUGGGCUAACGUGUCCGGUCUAAUAGUUUUGUCUUAUUUUGUAAGAAAAUAUCAAUUUAAUUUAAAAUUCAUGUUUAAACAUUCUAAUGGUAUGUAAAUUAUAUUCCAAAGUGCCUACAAUAUCAGAAAACGUAUAAAAUUUUCCUUUUUCAAGAGUUGAGUGAUGUGCGGAUAUAUAAAAUCAAGAAAAAAAUUAGUGUUUUAUGUGUGAAACUGCUUUUAUAGAAAAGUAUUGUCUUGUGUUAUACUACAAAAGUCCAUUUGUUUUCACUUCAAAUUGAUAAGUAUCACUGAAUUUAGAUGGUUUAAGUACCUAUGUCUAAACGUUUUAGUCCAACUUGACUUAAUUUUUUUUUAUGAUGAUGCAUCUAUCAUGCAUUAUAAAUUUAUGUAUAAUUUUUCUUGUAAAGACAUACCUCAACCUUCGUUUCCAAGACAAUUAAUAUGGACAGACUGUGCUAAAAAUCGCUACCAAAUUUGUCUACAAUUUGAGAUGAAACUAAGUUCAAAGUUUAACGGCAGGCUUAUUAAUAUAAAGAACAGUUGAAAUUUAUUUUAAACUUUAAAAUCUGUGAAAAAUUAUGUUUAAAGCUUUUUCAUCAUAAUAUGUGUGAUAAGGUGAGUACCGGUAUAAAUGUAUAUGGUAGCUGAAAAAGAAAAUACAACUAUUUCAAAGAAAUUAGCCUUAAAGAUAUUAAGAACAGUUGAAAUUUAUUUUAAAAUUUAAAAUCUGUGAAAAAAUUGUGUUUAAAUCUUUUUCAUCAUAAUAUGUGUAAUAAGAUGAGUACCGGUACAAAUGUAUGGUUACUAAGAAAAGAACACACAAUUAUUUCAAGGAAAUAAACCUGUUUGCUCUUCUUU
Molecule: messenger RNA, 9451 nt
Organism: Patiria miniata (bat star)
Lineage: Eukaryota; Metazoa; Echinodermata; Asteroidea; Valvatida; Asterinidae
Exons: 21
Coding region: 775-8283 (2502 amino acids)
Biological process (GO): meiotic DNA double-strand break processing; DNA replication; interstrand cross-link repair
Cellular component (GO): nucleus; Slx1-Slx4 complex
Molecular function (GO): enzyme binding
Source: RefSeq, a predicted model, not a curated record